UUUAGACUAAAGUUUCAUAACUAUUUUUUGUGCAGAAGAAAUGAUGAGACAGAGAACACUCCUUUAUCCAAGACUAUGAACUUGGUCUUAGAGAAUGUAAAUCGCAAAGGCAACGAUAACUUGUUGCAAAUCCGAACAAAUCCUCCAUCUCCUCAAUGCUUUUCCGCCACAAGGGGUGGAGGCGUCCUCGGAAAGAGUACUCCAACCACCACUCCGACCCCUUCAAAGCUUCCCAAAUCCAAGCUCAUGGAGAGAGGAAUCCUUCAAGAGCAGAAUAAGCAAUUAUUAGUAGCAAAGGAAGAGUCCAUAGAGAAAAACAAAAGAGCUUCUUCUAUUGUUGAUCCAAAAGAAGCAAAGACUUUGGAUGUAUUUUGGUUUCUGAAGCCUUGCACACUAUCCACCUAUAGUGCUUAGAAAAUUACCUUACAUGAUCAUAUAUCAUCAUUUUACAAUAACAAAAAUCCAUUCCUUUAUUUAUUUCUUAAUAAUUUUAUCUACCCCUUUACUUUUUUUUUUUCUUUCAUUCAUUCAUUCAUUAUUCUUCUUGUUGUUGAUAAAAAUUGUAACUAAAAAUUCAUUAUCUAUGAAUAAAAAUGUAUUCUUUUU
Molecule: messenger RNA, 606 nt
Organism: Cannabis sativa
Lineage: Eukaryota; Viridiplantae; Streptophyta; Magnoliopsida; Rosales; Cannabaceae
Exons: 2
Coding region: 76-414 (112 amino acids)
Source: RefSeq, a predicted model, not a curated record